GGGCAGAAGAGGCAUUGGCCGGAGACCGAGGAGGCUCCGCGGUUCGGCGUCCGAGGCGAGGCGCGGUGGCGGCCACAAUGCUCGCUGCCCACGCCAAGCGAUCCUGCGCUUUGCUCACCGCCUUCGCGCUGACCGUGCCCACGCUCGUCAUCCUCCUCGCCGGGGGCGCCGGCGCGCCGGCGGUCUGGGUUAGGAACGCCAUGGCCACCUUCCGGCAAGGUCCGGACGAUUUCUACACGAUGGCGGCGCACGACAAGCUUCACGGCGGCCUCUUGGUGGAAGGGUUCGGCCAGGAGUCGUGCCGCAGCCGGUACCAAUCGGCCGCGUACCGCCGGAACCCCGGCCGGCGACCCUCGGAGCACCUCGUCUCCAGGCUGCGACGGCAGGAAGCCCGGCAACGGCGGUGCGGCCCCGGCACCGCCGCCUACCGCGACGCGCUGGAGCAGCUCAAGUCCGGCAAGAACGCCGCCGCCGCCGCCGCGCCGUCGCCCCCGGAGUGCAAGUACCUGGUCUCCAUCUCGUACCGCGGGCUCGGGAACCGGCUCCUCGCCGCGGCGUCGGCGUUCCUGUACGCGCUGCUCACCGGCCGCACCCUCCUCGUCGACCCCAGCGCCGAGACGGACUCGCUCUUCUGCGAGCCGUUCCCCAACACGACGUGGCUGCUGCCGCCGGGCUUCCCUUUCGCGCUCUGGAGCCUCUACAUAGACACCCCGGAGCGCUACGGCAAGAUGCGGGAGAGCGGAGCGCUCAGGCCGCCGGGCGUGGCGAGCGGCGGCUCCCCGGCGGCGGCCGCGGGCACGCCAACGCCGCCGGCGUUCGCGUACAUCCACCUCGACUACAACCAGACCGACCACGACAAGCUCUUCUUCUGCGACGAGGACCAGCGGCUGCUGUCGGGCUUCCAGUGGCUAGUGCUGAGGACGGACAGCUACAUCGUGCCGGGCUUCUUCCUCCUGGAGACGUUCCGGGAGGAGCUCGACGCGCUGUUCCCGGAGCGCGACGCCGUGUUCCACCACCUCGGCCGCUACCUCUUCCACCCGGCCAACCACGUCUGGGGCCUCGUCACGCGCUACUACCACGCGCACCUGGCGUGGGCGCGGCGCCGGGUCGGCAUCCAGGUGCGCGUCUUCCCCUGGGAGCCGGACUCGCCGGAGCUCCUGGGGCGGAUCACGAGGUGCACGCAGGAGGAAGGGCUGCUCCCACGAGUGGUGGACACGGAGGAGGAGCCGGCCGGGCGGGGCGUCAAAUCGAGCGCCGUCCUGAUCACCUCCCUCAAGGCCUGGUACUACGAGCAGGUGAAGGGCAUGUACUGGGAGAAGGCGGCGGCGGGCGGCGAGGUGGUGGUCGUGAGCCAGCCGAGCCACGAGGAGUUCCAGCACUACGGCCUGAGGUCGCACGAGUACAAGGCGUGGGCGGAGAUCUUCCUGCUGAGCCUGACGGACGCGCUGGUCACCACCGGCAAGUCGACGUUCGGGUACGUGGCGCAGGGGCUCGCCGGGAUGAGGCCCUGGGUGCUGCCGCCCAACCAGGCGAACGGCACCGCCGGCCACGGCCGGCCGUGCACCCGGGGCGUAUCCGUGGAGCCAUGCUUCCACACCGCGCCGCCGUACGACUGCAAGAGCCGGCGAGACUCCGGCGAGACCGUGCCGCAUGUGCGGCACUGCGAGGACGUGCCCACGGGGUUGCAGCUUGUCGACCGAAAGGAACGGUGAAUAGGACAGUUGUGUUGUAGGACACCACACCAAGCAUGGUAACAUUAUGUAUGUUGAACAUUACAUUUUUGGGUCUAGUUCACUCAAACUUGGGUAUUCUAAAGUGACACGUUUUUUUUUCCUCAAAUGCGUAGGAGAGCUGUGCAUUUUGUAUUAAGAAGAAUAAGAAUUCUAGUUUGUUUACAAGGCA
Molecule: messenger RNA, 1902 nt
Organism: Panicum virgatum (switchgrass)
Lineage: Eukaryota; Viridiplantae; Streptophyta; Magnoliopsida; Poales; Poaceae
Product: galactoside 2-alpha-L-fucosyltransferase-like
Exons: 2
Coding region: 78-1712 (544 amino acids)
Biological process (GO): xyloglucan biosynthetic process; cell wall biogenesis
Cellular component (GO): membrane; Golgi apparatus
Molecular function (GO): galactoside 2-alpha-L-fucosyltransferase activity
Source: RefSeq, a predicted model, not a curated record